Molecule: messenger RNA, 1740 nt
Organism: Cyclopterus lumpus (lumpfish)
Lineage: Eukaryota; Metazoa; Chordata; Actinopteri; Perciformes; Cyclopteridae
Gene: becn1
Product: beclin 1, autophagy related
Exons: 12
Coding region: 154-1497 (447 amino acids)
Biological process (GO): autophagosome assembly; autophagy; late endosome to vacuole transport
Cellular component (GO): phagophore assembly site; phosphatidylinositol 3-kinase complex, class III, type I; phosphatidylinositol 3-kinase complex, class III, type II
Source: RefSeq, a predicted model, not a curated record
UAAAACAACAACAAGGAAGUGGAAAGAGAAGUCCCGAGGUGCAAAAUGCAACAGUCGCGCUAAACAUAUUAGAAGUGAUUUCUACUUUUGAACGCGCGCCAAUCAGGAUUAUUAUGCAAUAAUAAUAUUAAUUCUUCACAAGCGACCCUCGCGAUGGAGGGCUCCAAGUCGUCGAGCACAACCAUGCAGGUCAGCUUCGUGUGUCAGCGCUGCUGUCAGCCGCUAAAACUGGACACGUCGUUCAAAGUGCUCGAUCGGGUCACAAUCCAGGAACUCAUUGCUCCGUUGGUCACAGUGACUCCCAACAAACAGGCUGACAGCACUGAGGGGGAAACGGCACCAGAGGAGACCUUUGUAGAAAACAAGCAAGAUGGAGUGUCAAGAAAAUACAUCCCUCCUGCACGGAUGAUGUCGACAGAGAGCGCCAACAGCUUCACACUGAUUGGAGAAGCAUCGGAUGGAGGCACCAUGGAGAAUCUUAGUCGUAGGCUGAAGGUGACCAGUGACCUGUUUGACAUCAUGUCAGGACAGACGGACGUGGACCACCCGCUGUGUGAGGAAUGUACCGACACCCUGCUUGAUCACCUGGACACGCAGCUCAACAUCACAGAGAACGAAUGCCAGAAUUACAAGCAGUGCCUGGAGUUGCUGUCCCACCUACAGGUGGAGGGAGAGGAGACCCUGCUGGCGGAGCUGCAUCAGCUGAAGGAGGAGGAGGAGGCUCUGGUCCAGGAGCUGGAGACAGUGGAGGAGCAGAGGGCUGCUGUGGCCCAGGACCUGACCCAGAGCAGGGUCCACUCUCAGCAGCUGGACACAGAGGAGCUACAGUACCAGAAGGAGUACAGCGAGUUUAAACGGCAGCAGCUGGAGCUGGACGAUGAGCUGAAGAGUGUUGACAACCAGAUGCGUUAUUGCCAGAUACAGCUAGAUCGCCUGAAAAAGACCAAUGUCUUCAACGCCACUUUCCACAUCUGGCACAGCGGCCAGUUUGGCACCAUUAACAACUUCCGUCUGGGUCGACUUCCCAGCGUCCCAGUGGAGUGGAAUGAGAUCAACGCGGCCUGGGGGCAGACGGUGCUGCUGCUGCACGCUCUGGCCAACAAAAUGGGGUUGCGCUUCCAGAGAUAUCGUCUUGUCCCAUACGGAAACCACUCGUACUUAGAGUCACUGACAGACAAGUCCAAGGAACUUCCUCUGUACUGCUCAGGUGGCCUGAGGUUCUUCUGGGACAAUAAAUUUGACCACGCCAUGGUGGCCUUUCUGGACUGUGUCCAGCAGUUCAAAGAGGAGGUGGAAAAAGGAGACACUGGCUUCUGCCUUCCAUACAGGAUGGAUGUGGAGAAGGGCAAGAUCGAGGACACUGGCGGCAGCGGCGGCUCCUACUCCAUCAAAACGCAGUUCAACUCCGAGGAGCAGUGGACCAAGGCGCUCAAGUUUAUGCUCACCAACCUGAAGUGGGGACUGGCCUGGGUCACAUCCCAGUUCUACAACAGAUAGACUUUCUGGACAAUGCCUUGCGAUACUGCAUAUGUUGCGUAUGCGCCACGGAUGGAUGGACUUUGUGUGAAUCUUAUUACUUACUUGGCCAAAGGAAAAUAAAUGUUUUUCUGUGUUCCAUUUUUGCAAGUCUUUUCAGUACAAAAGAAGCAUAAAGCAAUGUUGUAGAUCUUCAGUCCAGAGUGUCUGUUUUUUUGACAUGUUAUAAAAGUGGAGUUUAUAAAUUGGAAGCAUGAAAGACAG